UGUCAGGUGGAGACGACAGCCCAGGAGUCGUCCAGCGUGGUGCCAGGGGUGGUCGUCGUCCGGGAGGAGGUCGCCGCAGCGUGCCCAGCUGUCCCGGAGGUGGAGGCGACAGUCCAGGAGUCUGCCAGCGCGGUGCCGGGAGUGGUCGUCGGUCAGGAGGAGGUCGCCGCAUCGUGCCCUGCUGUCCCAGAGGAGCAACAGAAGAUCUUCAAAGCUAAGGCUGUUUUUGUUCCUUCUGUUUGUGUUAGUGAUGUUAAGUCAGAGUCUAGCGCUAAUGCUGUGGCAACAGGGUCUAACAUAGAUAGCAGCAGGAUUAGGCUAGCUAAAGUUGUGCGCGGGUCGUUUCAUCAGGGAAAUGCCCGAUUUGUGUAUGGUGGUGUGCAGUGUAUGGCUAUAGCUUUGGUCAGCUUAGCCAAACACACGGUGAGGAGCGCGUUCUCGUGGGACAGGCUGGAUCUGGAUCGCGCGUUGGUUGAAGGUGAUGAGUUGUACACGAGUUUGCGUGACCUCAACAUCUUCAGCCAUGUGUCUAAUCUGCUGUCUGUGCCAGAUUUGCCACAACAGCUGGAAUUAGACGGACAGUUGUUUAGGUUCGGUUUUGGUGACACAGUGUUAGGCGAAGUAGGCGUGACCGAAGGUGAAUACAUCGAUUUCGGUGUAUUCAUCAGCUUGCGUAAUGGACUGGAGAGAAUCUUCAGUCAAUACACCACAUGUCUUUUGACAAUGUGCGGAAACACCACUGCCAUCGUGCGUGAGGGUGGACGGUUCGCUGUGGUCGACAGUCACUCACGCAGUAGCACUGGCUUGUUGCACCACAACGGUACAAGCGUGGUUCUGCAUUUUGCCUGUCUUGACGACCUGCACCACUACAUCUGUCGUUUGGCCGACAGUCUCCGUUCGAGGGAGAAGCUCUUUGAGCUGUGUGGUGUGACGGUCAGCACGGGUGCAAGUCCAGCGCGGUCUGGUGUGUCUGUGGAGAGUCUCAUCACUGCGAUGAGCGCUGCUCCAGCACCAGAGUCUACGAGGUGA
Myripristis murdjan (pinecone soldierfish) is the source of this 1029-nucleotide messenger RNA. RefSeq lists its product as uncharacterized. Lineage: Eukaryota; Metazoa; Chordata; Actinopteri; Holocentriformes; Holocentridae. The annotation marks the transcript as partial. The record is from RefSeq and is a predicted model, not a curated record. The transcript is spliced from 3 exons.